This is a messenger RNA of Puma concolor (puma), 987 nucleotides long. NCBI's taxonomy places the organism in Eukaryota, Metazoa, Chordata, Mammalia, Carnivora, Felidae. The record is from RefSeq and is a predicted model, not a curated record.
AUGCCUUAUUUCAAACAGCCUAAGCACCUCCAGAGUCUGAUGCUUCUGCAAUGGCCCUUGAGCUACCUUGCCAUGUUUUGGAUCUUGCAGCCAUUUUUCAUUUACCUGCUAUUUACAUCCUUGUGGCCACUACCAGUGCUUUACUUUGUCUGGUUUUUCCUGGACUGGAAGACCCCAGAGCAAGGUGGAAGGCGUUCAGCUUGGGUAAGGAACUGGUGUGCUUGGACCCAUAUCAAGGACUAUUUCCCCAUUACGAUCCAGAAGACAAAAGAUCUGUCACCUGAGCACAACUACCUCAUGGGAGUUCACCCCCAUGGCCUUUUGACCUUUGGAGCCUUCUGCAAUUUCUGCACUGAGGCCACAGGCUUCUCGAAGAUUUUCCCAGGCAUCACUCCCCACUUAGCCACACUGUCUUGGUUCUUCAAGAUCCCAUUUGUUAGGGAGUACCUCAUGGCCAAAGGUGUAUGCUCUGUGAGUCAGCCAGCCAUUGACUACCUGCUAAGCCAUGGCACUGGCAACCUCGUGGGCAUCGUAGUAGGAGGGGUGGGAGAGGCCCUACAAAGUGUGCCCAACACCACCACCCUCAUCCUCCGGAAGCGCAAGGGAUUUGUGCGCACAGCCCUCCAGCAUGGGGCUCAUCUGGUCCCCACAUUCACUUUUGGAGAAACUGAGGUAUAUGAUCAGGUGCUAUUCCAUAAGGACAGCUGGAUGCACAAGUUCCAGAGCUGCUUCCGCAGUAUCUUUGGUUUCUAUUUUUGUGUCUUCUAUGGACGAGGUUUCUGCCAAGGCUCCACCGGGCUCCUGCCAUACUCGCUGCCUAUCGUCACUGUGGUUGGGGAGCCUCUGCCACUGCCCAAAAUAGAAAAACCAAGCCAGGAAAUGGUGGAAAAAUACCACACACUCUAUAUGGAUGCCCUGUGCAAACUGUUUGACCAGCAUAAGACCCAGUAUGGCUGUUCAGAGAACCAAAAGCUGCUUUUCCUGUGA